AUGGCGUCGCUUUCACUUCCUCCGUCCCAGCCGGGAUUCCCGACACAUUUCGACACUCCAUCCAGCGACCAUACUCGACACCGCAGCAUGCAUGCACCGUUGCCUAACCCUCCAUUCGUCUUUCCGGCCCACGAUCCUGAAGCCUCCAACACCCAAUCGGCCGCCCCUGAACAUCGGGAACGGGCCGCAUUGCCCGCAUUCUCGUUCAAUCCUGGUUCUGAACCGCAGUCAUCUCACCUCUCAGCACCAUCAUUGGGAAAUCCUCGAGCCGGUGGGCACCGUCGGCGACCAAGCGAGUUUGUUGGGACUGAUCAAUUGGUGACACCCGAAACAACCGCGCCAUGCGACAAGCGCGACGAACCAUCGGCAGCAGCUCAACCUUUUCCACCCCCAGGGCCUGGGGUUGGUAGGAUCCCUGGACGACGGAACCACGCCCAUCGACGCUCAGCUGCCAUCUCCGGUGUCGAUUUAAAUGCAAUCGCUAAAGCACUGGGCCCUAAUGGAGGAAGUGCGCCCUGUACACCUGCCGAUCCCAAUCACAAAUCAACAUCCGAUUUCCCUGCGCGACCACUGUCACAAUCCGGAAUUACCCUCGGCCGUCCCACGCCUCCUGAGUCCCCUGAAAUUCAGCCUGUCCCUCCGGUUCCGCCCAUCCCGGCGGCCAUUCAAGCGGAAAUCGACAUGAACAAUCAGACCUCUCACAUUGCACGACCCGUGCCUGUCGUCUCCCAUGAGACCUCCGACAGUUCAACAACAAUCAAGUUUCACCAAACGGAGAAGCCGCUGAGUCCUCAGCCGGUAACACCGAGAGCUGAUCACAAGCCAAAACCUCGGCCGAAGACUGCCGAUCCGUCUUCGAUGAUGGAUUUCAUGCAAAUGGGGGAUGAUUCUGGAGUUUCCUCUAUUAAGCGUUCGCAUUCGGCAGCUGGGCAUUCACGGGCCCGUAAGAGCAAAUCAACACCCCAUCUCGAUUCCACCCUCUCGCCCGAUGAUAUCAUUUCCACGGGCCAUUCUCGUCAUUCUUUCUCCGACGACGGCUCCGAUACAUCUGGGGACGAAACGACAGAGGAUUCGCCAUCCAAAAAGUCCACUUCGAAGUCGAAACUGAAGAAACAGAAGCGUGUUCGUUCAUGGGCCGGUCACAUUCUAACCCGAACUAAGAGCAAGGGCAAGGGUAAACGCCAUACCAAACCUGAAACAGAGGAAGAACCGCCCAAACCUCGAGCUCCUACACAUCGCCCUCCCGCUCUUACUCGGACAAACUCAGAGGCCGGAUCAGUUCUAGAUGUCGAUUUUGAUAACGACGUUGUUGUCAUCCGCACCCCCACUAAUCCAAGCAUGCCACCUUCCGCCCUAGAACCUAUUCAGAAUGACUGCCAGAAUGAUGGCUCUUCCCCUUUGCCUGCGCCUACUCUAGAAACCUCGUGGAAACCGAGGAGCUUUUAUGAACAGGAUGUCGGCCCCCCUGAUAAUGUGCUAAGCAGCCCUAUUAUUGACCUUGAUGCUGCACUUGGUCCAUUCAAUACCCCAGAUAUGCGGCCAGUAGCGCCAGGUGCUACCAAUAACAAUUUCUCCGUUGCCACCCAGCGGAUGUACAGUGGUGGAAGACGAGGCGAGUUUGUUGGCCCCGAGAUGCGAUACCAUCGGCGCACGGAAAGCGCCCCUGUGAUGCAACCAUUCGAUCGCUCUGCCCUCGGCGCAUUCCGUCUAGGCGGCCCAACCUCCGCCGUCGAAACCCCGGAUGUUUUCGACGAGGAGGAAGAGGAUGCUUUCUUGGCUGCCAGCCAGUCACCCAAGGGUGAGCGAGCGCAAUCGCCUAAGCUCGAGCGCCCUCGCUUUGAGUUUCCCUCGAUUGAAAGUGCGGCGGCAUUCUCUUCGUCGGAAGAUGAUGAGAAGUCCGUCCAUAGCAACGACACCGCAGACACCGCCAACACAACUCGAGCCCCAGCUAGUAGCAUCUCGUCUCAGAAUGCGGGCCUAGGCAUCCAUCGAGGUCCCAAAUUUACGCCCACGAACGAGCCAGAAGAAAAAAGCGCAGUUGAACAAGUACGGACUGCCAGCAAUCCUUUCGCUAGCAAGCCUCGAAGUCCCGUGGAGAUACUCAAGGCGGAAGAACCUGCCCACAAAUCUGUUGGACCCCCGAGCCCCGACAUUUCUCCCCGAUUCCUUGCUAUCGACAAGCGGCCGUCCACGUCUCCCAUUGAGCUUUUGCCUAGCAUUCCGCCAUUUGCCCUGCAUCCCGGAGUCUCGCCAUCUGAUACAUCAUUCCCAUCUCCGGAUGCUCCACGAUCAAUUGCGGCAUCCUCAAUGACAGAUCGGAACUUCUCAAGUCACUCGUACCAUCAUCUUCCUUCGGCUGAAUAUCCCUAUGCAUCAGUUGAAGAUGUUCCAUCUUUAACCAGCAGUGCAUCAACCAUGACCAAUACCUUGAACCGCUUUUCCGCAGCCUCGUUCUUCCCUCGCGGCCGCCUCUCUACCGAUCGCGCUGCAUCAUUCUCGGCUGCUGGAACCCGGCGCACCAGCCAGGCUAACGCUACAAAGCGCUCCAGUCUAGCCAGCCUUUCCAAGCUGGUCGGCGGCCCCCUUUCAGAGCGGAGCAAACUUAACCAGGAGGAGAAACCCCCCGGUGACGCUUCAGACAAAACGAAAAAGAAGGGCCGCCGCAUUAGCCGCUUGAUGCACUUCUGGAAAGUCAAGGACAAGGAAAAGCCCAUCAACGAAGCGAACGAACGACCACAGUCGUAA
Penicillium soppii is the source of this 2745-nucleotide messenger RNA. RefSeq names its product putative cell wall proline rich protein. Lineage: Eukaryota; Fungi; Ascomycota; Eurotiomycetes; Eurotiales; Aspergillaceae. The coding region runs from base 1 to 2745 and encodes 914 amino acids. The transcript has a single exon. The record is from RefSeq and is a predicted model, not a curated record.